AACUUUUAUUGUGCUAUUUAAACUUUUCUAAUUUAAACAUUACUUUAUACAUUAUUAACAGAUGAUGGAUCUUAUAACAGACAGCACAAAGUUUUUGGAUCGUUUAGCAGGCAAUACCGAGCAUUUCAGAAAUGCGAUGACUAAAGCUGGAGUCAUUGUCAGCGGCGAUAACCAUCCUAUUUGUCCUGUUAUGUUGGGUGAUGCAAAAUUAGCAACAACAUUUGCAGAUAAAAUGAUGGAAAAGGGAAUUUACGUCAUUGGAUUCAGCUAUCCCGUGGUACCAAAAGAUAAAGCAAGAAUAUGUGUUCAGAUUAGCGCAGCGCACUCGACCGAAGAUAUAGAUCGUGCGGUAGGUGCUUUCAUACAAAUUGGAAAAGAACUUGCG
Molecule: messenger RNA, 385 nt
Organism: Temnothorax curvispinosus
Lineage: Eukaryota; Metazoa; Arthropoda; Insecta; Hymenoptera; Formicidae
Product: 2-amino-3-ketobutyrate coenzyme A ligase, mitochondrial-like
Exons: 2
Biological process (GO): biosynthetic process
Molecular function (GO): pyridoxal phosphate binding
Source: RefSeq, a predicted model, not a curated record